AUAUUUUGUUUUAUUAUUGUAGGACACAUGUGAGAAUGCUGAGAGUGCUCGUGUUACAGCUGCCAGUGGUGCAAGGACUCAUAUACAUGGUUCUACUUGUUAUGUGGGCUGAAGAACAGAGCUUAUACCAAGUAAACUACGUUUACAUGCAGCCCAUCGUUGUCAUAUCAAUACUGUGCGGUAUCUGGGGCAUGAUCAUGACUAUGAAAAUGUUGACUGAAGUUCUGAAAGAACACCACAUGCAAGGGAAAUUUUUCGUACUACAGUUGGUACUGCUGCUUGGAAAAUUGCAGGGCAUUAUUGCCAAAGUCCUGGUCAACAUGGACUUCAUGCCAUGCAAGCCUCCGAUCACACCAACUGUUUAUGCUAAUUUGCUCUACAACUCAGUGAUGAUCUGGGAAAUGGUUCUGCUGAGUAUUGUGGCCCGUAUCAUCUACAAGAAAGCCGUGCCCGAUCCGAACGGUUCGGCCGAACUGCCGCAACAAAUCUGCACAAUCGGCAUAAAAAUCAACACGCCGCCCCCCGUCAUCACGGAGUGCCCCGAGAAGCGGAAACUGUCUGAGCUUCAGAACAAUAACGGCACUCACUUUAUAGAACGGUUUUGAACUAGUUCUGUCAAUUGAGGCUUUGUGAUAUUUGAGAUUUUGUUAAUAGAACAGUUUUGAGCUAGUUCUCUCAAUCACUUGAAUUAUUAGGUCUAUUGGAAAAGAGCUAACAAUUGCUAGUUCCAAGUCAUUUUCAAGCAAACGCUUGGAUUCGAUUCAGGUUUGAUAAUGGUUCGAUUCAUAUUGAGGUUUUGUAAUUUCUAAUUUAGUUAGAAUUGCUUUGUAAGAGCGCGGUGUACAACUACUGGAAAGGAACUUAUAUGAAAAAGAUAUUUGCAAGGAGCUGGAGAAUCAGAGUUAUCAAUGUAGGGUUAUGAAUAUUUAAUCAAUAAUUCCGCUUUGAGAAGCAAAUUAGAGAGCUGAAUGAAGACUUCAAAAAAUAAACUUUUAUGGAAAUGAUAAUAUUUGAGUGUUGCAGGGAGCUGGAGAGUCUGAAAAUAUCAAUUUAAAGACGUUCCAAUAUUUGGUUGAUAACACAGCUUUAAAAAAGCUAGUUGGAAAACUGGAAUGAUCACAUUGGGAAAGAGAUAUAAUAUGAGAAAAAUUUGAUGAUUUCUUGAUCCAUUCCGAGCUGCUUUGUAUAAACACACUUUUUUAUUUAUUUGAACACGACAUGCAGUCGAUUAUUAAGACUGUUGAAAAUG
This is a messenger RNA of Nilaparvata lugens (brown planthopper), 1249 nucleotides long. RefSeq names its product organic solute transporter subunit alpha. Bases 36 to 605 code for a protein of 189 amino acids. The transcript is spliced from 3 exons. Gene Ontology annotation, molecular function: transporter activity. Gene Ontology annotation, biological process: transport. The record is from RefSeq and is a predicted model, not a curated record. NCBI's taxonomy places the organism in Eukaryota, Metazoa, Arthropoda, Insecta, Hemiptera, Delphacidae.